Molecule: messenger RNA, 870 nt
Organism: Hirsutella rhossiliensis
Lineage: Eukaryota; Fungi; Ascomycota; Sordariomycetes; Hypocreales; Ophiocordycipitaceae
Exons: 1
Coding region: 1-870 (289 amino acids)
Source: RefSeq, a predicted model, not a curated record
AUGCAUACUUUCGUUAUUACUACGCUCUCUAUUUGGGCAACUUUGACCCUUGCGGCCAGCCCCGGCUCCUGGGAGCCACCAAAGCUCGCAAUUACCACGGAUGAAAUGACCAAAGAGAUACAACAAAGUUACAUUGGUCCUGCAGGCACCGGUAACGAUCGACUAUUCCAGGACCGCGAGGUUAUUGAAGAGGCAUCUUGCUUUCGGCACGUUUUCAGUUGCCAGACAUCAAAGUUCUUCAAACGCCGUUGGCUAAGCGAGGUACAAAGCGUCGAAGUCACGCCGCUGGCGAAGAUUCAGAAAGAGGUUAAGAACGAGAACGAGGACGCCAUCGACGUCACUUUAUUAGAAUCAACUGCUAUUGCGAGCGGGGUAACGCAAGGAUGGACCUACUCGGGCAGCGCGACUGUCAAAAUACCAAUCAAGGCCGUCGAUGUUAGUUUGACUGGCGGCUCCACGUACACGGACACCGUCACUAAAACAACAACGGAAACAACGGGCGCAAACACAAUGAUGAAAUGCGGAGCCAAGAAGUUCUGCAGACUCUCGGCAAUAUCUUUUCAAGUCACUCUAACCGGUAAAUGCGAAGUGGAACCCAUGGUGCUCUGCGGAGAAGACAAGCCUCUUGAAAUCUGCUAUGAUUUUAUGGGUCCUUCUUGCGAACAACGUUAUGCAUACUGGAGAAGGAAUUGCGUUGUUUCGCAUGCCCCAGAUUGGUCGCAAGCCGAGUAUCUUCAACAUACGAACCGAGUUCCGUGUAAUAUCACCGUGCCGGCUCGCUAUGCGGAUGGAAGUUUGCGUAGCUAUGUUCACGGCAGUCAGAAAGACCUCAAUAUCGCAGACCAGGCCGCGAAUGGCCGGAAAUUUUGA